This is a messenger RNA of Hydatigera taeniaeformis, 600 nucleotides long. Lineage: Eukaryota; Metazoa; Platyhelminthes; Cestoda; Cyclophyllidea; Taeniidae. The record is from the annotation of a GenBank genome assembly.
AUGCGGGGAUGGGAGCUUAUCUGCAUUUGUCUCUACUUCUUUCCCCCAAACAAAGUCUUCCGUGAUCCGUUGCACGCCUACCUUACGACACGGAGUGAAGCUCUCUCAAUUGCUCUAGUUCCGCCUCCACUUUCCGCCUCCAUUAGCUCCACUACUGCCAAUACCACGAACGAAGCUCCAGCUCUCCGUCCUGGACCCAGCCUGGCGGCAGCGGCGGCCCUGGCUGCUGGUAGCGACCCCGCUGGUCUCAUCUCAACCCCCGUCACCCCGGCCUUUGGUGUACCUCUUGCUGAUACUGGCGGCGGUAGCGGCGAAAACGUCUGUGAGACGAGUGCUGAUCCCGCGCUCUCUAGCGAAUUCCCUUACGGACCAUGGGUGAAGCUGUCGGCUCUUCACUUCACCCGUGCUGCCCCACGGUGGUUCAUGCGUUCGGUGGCGUUGGGAGCAGUGCGGUCGUCGGCACCGCCUUCGAAGGAGGAGUUGCUUCAUGUUAAGGUAGGUUCUCUUGCCAUUUUGACAUUGGUUUUUACUGUUUCCUUUAUGAGGUUUCCUGCCGUUGAAGGUGGCUUCAGGACCACUAGUUCGAUCGUCAUUGAAUAG